CGGUCUUACGUUGCUCUGUACUAUCCCCUUCGUCAUACUGUGUCGGAGGACUUGUGCGUGUGUCUGAUAGGCCGUAGCAAUAGGACCGAAAGCAGUUUAAUAACUCUCAGAGAGAAGUUACGGAUUACGUGAUUUUGUAAAACAUCAAAAAUGAGCUACCAUAAACCAGACGAGAAAACCCUGCAGGGUCUGAAAGACAUCGCCAACAAACUAAGAAUAAACUCAAUCAAGGCAACAUGCGCAUCAAACUCUGGACACCCCUCCUCCUGCUGCAGUGCAGCGGAGCUCAUGUCUGUGCUGUUCUUCCACACCAUGCGCUACAAGGCCAAAGACCCACGCAACGCCUGCAACGACCGCUUCGUCUUGUCUAAGGGCCACGCUGCUCCCAUCCUGUAUGCUGCCUGGGCAGAGGCCGGCUUCGUCAAGGAGUCUGAGCUCCUGAACCUCCGGAAGCUUGACUGUGAGCUGGAGGGCCACCCCACCCCUAAACUAGAGUUUGUCGAUGUGGCCACUGGAUCCCUGGGACAGGGUCUCGGAGCAGCCUGUGGAAUGGCCUACACUGGCAAACACUUCGACAAGGCGAGCUACCGUGUGUACUGCAUGCUGGGAGACGGCGAAUGCUCAGAGGGCUCGGUGUGGGAGGCCAUGGCCUUCGCCUCCAACUACAAGCUGGACAACCUCGUGGUCAUCCUGGAUGUGAACCGGCUGGGCCAGAGCGAGCCCGCCCCCCUGCAGCACGACAUGGACACCUACAGGAAGCGCUGUGAGGCUUUUGGCUGGAACACGUACGUGGUGGACGGCCAUGAUGUGGAGGAACUGUGCAAGGCGCUCUGGCAAGCUCAGCAGGUCAAAGACAAGCCCACCGCCAUCGUGGCCAAAACCUACAAGGGCAAAGGACUGAACGGCAUUGAGGAUAAGGAUAACUGGCACGGGAAGCCCAUUCCCAAGGACCGUGUGGACGCCCUGCUCGCAGACCUGCAGAGCCAGAUCCAGUCUCCCAACAAGAGCCUCUCCCCUGAACUGCCCCAGGAUGACGUCAAGCCUGCGGACCGCUCAGCCAUUCGCCUCCCCUCUCCCCCAGCAUACAACAAGGGCGAUAAGAUUGCCACCAGGAAGGCUUACGGAGUGGCCCUGGCCAAGUUGGGACACGGCAGCCCAAGGGUGGUGGCCCUCGACGGCGACACCAAGAACUCCACGUUCGCCGAAACCUUCAAGAAGGCUCACCCUGACCGCUACAUCGAGUGCUUCAUUGCUGAGCAGAACAUGGUCAGCGUUGCCAUUGGAUGUGGCACCCGUGACCGCACUGUACCAUUCGCCAGCACCUUUGCCGCCUUCUUCUCCCGGGCCUAUGACCAGAUCCGCAUGGCCGCUAUCUCUCAGUCCAAUGUCAACCUGGUAGGCUCCCACUGUGGAGUCUCCAUUGGUGAGGACGGUCCAUCUCAGAUGGCCUUGGAGGACUUGGCCAUGUUCCGCGCUAUCCCCACAUGCACUGUGUUCUACCCCAGUGACGCGGUGUCCACUGAGAGGGCAGUGGAGCUCUGUGCCAACACCAAGGGCAUCUGUUUCAUUCGCACGAGUCGUCCUGAAAACGCAGUAAUCUAUUCUCCCAAUGAGAAGUUUGAGAUCGGACAUGCAAAGGUGGUGCGCCAGUCUGACAGUGACCGGGUGACUGUGAUUGGUGCUGGAGUGACUCUGCACGAAGCCCUCGCUGCUGCAGACAAGCUGGCUGGCGAAGGAGUGAACAUUCGUGUGAUUGACCCAUUCACCAUCAAACCCCUGGAUGCUACCACCAUCGUGUCCAGUGCCCGGGCCACUGGGGGCAAGAUUAUCACCGUGGAGGAUCAUUACAAAGAGGGUGGUCUGGGCGAGGCCGUGCUGGCAGCCGUGGCCGGCGAGCCAGGCGUCGUGGUGCAGUGCUUGGCCGUGAGCCGCGUGCCCCAGAGCGGCAAACCGCAGGAGCUCCUGGACCUGUUCGGCAUCAGUGCCAAGAGCAUCGUCGCAGCCGUCAAGGGCACCUUCGCCAACUGAAGAGGCAUCUUCAUCGACGCAUCAUUCUGCCACUUGGCCUCCCUAACCCUCUGCUUCCCCACCCCUCUGGCCUCUCCUUGCUGUGCGUAAACUAACACGAGCCAAGCUCACAAGCUACAGUCAUAGCAGCGGGUCAAGCCAGCACUUAGUAUAUUUAGGAAAUGUUGGGUUUAGAUGUAUCUAAUCAUGUUUUUUUUUUUUUUUGUCAAACAUUCCUCUUAACUCUUUGUACAGUUGGUAAACUCUGUGUAGUUAAUUCUACUGAUUCCACCUUGCUUUUUUAUUAUUUGAAAACUAUCAAAAUACUGUAGGUGUUUUUGUCAGAACUUGAGUGUAGUCAUUCUAGUUAAAAGGUUGUUUUUGAGAAGCAUGGCUUUUCUGAUUCUGCAUCACCCUGUCCGUCCAAGUGUUUAGUUCCUCAGAAAGAUGAGCGCAGGUCUCUUUUCACCAGUUAACAUUUCACAAUGUAGGUUUAAGACCUUGGCAGUCUUGUCUGUGGAGGCUGAAACGUACACACAGUGUGUAUUAGAUCAUUGGGACCGUUGUGAGUUGUUUGUGUUUGGGUCUAGCAUGUCAUUUCCACCUCUGAUAAUUUCCCCUGUUCUGACGACAUCCCAAUUCCUUUUUUUGUGUUCCCAUGUGUCGCAUUCCAUAGAAACAAUAAGUGUGUGGGUGUUUUUGGCCUCGACUCGCAGGUGCAUAUCAAUACAUAAUUCACUUUCCACGCCUUGCUUGUGCUUAUGGCGCAGGCUUUGCGAACGCCUUUUGUGUGAGGGCAAGGUGAUGAGUAUUGUAGUGGUGUAGCUUGUUUGGCCAGAUGUGACUUAACAUACUGGAAGUGACCUGUGUUACUAAAGGGUGCAGACCCUCCUCACGUGUGUGUGGGGGGGUAAAACAAACUAGUUUGUGUUGCCUUUGAGGGUGCUGUAAUAAAUACUUCAAGUCCAAAUCAAAA
Messenger RNA from Clupea harengus (Atlantic herring), 2983 nucleotides. It is a transcript of the gene tktb, whose product is annotated as transketolase b. Lineage: Eukaryota; Metazoa; Chordata; Actinopteri; Clupeiformes; Clupeidae. Gene Ontology annotation, molecular function: thiamine pyrophosphate binding; transketolase activity. The record is from RefSeq and is a predicted model, not a curated record.